AGAGAAAGGUGCUUUACUGGUUGGAAGCUGCCACAAGACAAGAAAUGACUUGGGAUAACGAGACUCCUGGAAUGGCCACUGCACCUCCAUGUUGGCUCCUUUUGGUAGACUCAUUGGAUACAUCCAGUAUGGCUGAAGUGGAACCACAAGAGGAUAGAGAAAAAAACUCUUCUCCACUUGGAAGCUGGAAGUGUGGGGAAGAUGGAUUCACUGAGAAGGAGAAGGAAGAGGAAGAGAAGGAGGAGGAUGAAGGCACUUCUUCAGCCAGUGAGGAUGACAGUAGCCCUAAGGAGACACCAUCCCCCAGCUCUCCCUCAGCCCCCGGGUCAUUCCUUGAGAAAGGCUCUACUAGUUUCCCGGGGUCACCAAAUCUGGGCCACCGGGGGAGGUCUCUGGACAUCUUCCACAACGUGAAGCACGAGUUGGACAGUGUCCGAAGAAAGUUGUCAUCGUUGGUGCCCCCAUUGAGUCGAGCUGCUUCCCCUGAGCGCAGACUGGCCACCAAGUCCUUGGCUCUCUACCACCGGUUCAGAAACAACAGGACCAUGACCACCGCAGCUCCUGUGCCGGACCUGCCUCCUCAGAGCGCUCCAGCAAUACCACCGAGGCCAUCUACAGCCGGCUCCAUCCCCCCCAUCCGGAGUCACAAGCCCACGGUCCCCUCUCUCAGCCCAUACUCCUGCCUCCCGCCCUGUCCUCGGACUCCACCACCACUCAUUUCUGCUAACAACCACUCGGAUUCCACUGCUGACCUGCUGUCUGCCCUGAGUCAGGAGGAGCGGGACCUCAUUGAACCCGUGCUGGCUCUGGGGUACCCCAUGCGCAGGGCCAUCCUGGCUCUGCAAAAGACAGGAAGGCAGAGCCUGAGCCAGUUUCUCAGUUACCUCAGUACAUGUGAUCGACUAGUCAAGCAGGGCUACUCGGAGAGCCUGGUGGAGGAGGCCAUGGAAAUGUUUCAGAACUCCGAGAGAAAGGCAUUGGAGUUUCUGCAUCUCUGGGAGCAAUUCAGUGACAUGGGCUUCCAACAAGACAGGAUCAAGGAGGUCCUCCUGCUUCAUGAGAAUCACCAGGAGGGCGCACUGGAGGAGCUCAUGACUCGGGCCCAGUGAGCAGUCACACGAAGGAUGGACUUUAGGGGGAAAGGGGAACUUGGGGUGGAUAGUCAAUAGUCACCUAGCUAGGAGCAGGAGAAGUAGGACUUUUCCAUUUUGCUCAAUGCAUCUCCCAAGCCUGAGAGUUCUUUUUUUUUUAAAAUAUAUUUUAUUUUAUUUUAUUUUAUAAUAACUUUAUAUUGACAGAAUCCAUGCCAGCGUAAUUUUUUUACAGCAUUAUCCCUUGCACUCACUUCUGUUCCGAUUUUUCCCCUCCCUCCCUCCACUCCCUCCCCUAGAUGACAAGCAGUCCUAUAUAUGUUAAAUUUGUUGCAGUAUAUCCUAGAUACAAUAUAUGUUUGCAGAACUGAACAGUUCUCUUGUUGCACAGGGAGAAUUGGAUUCAGAAGGUAAAAAUAACCCGGGAAGAAAAACAAAAAUGCAAAUAGUUCACAUUCAUUUCUCGGUGUUCUUUGGGUGUAGCUGUUUCUGUCCAUCAUUUAUCAAUUGAAACUGAGUUAGAGCCUGAGAGUUCUGACCCAGUAUAUGAAGGUGAGCAUAGUGUUUGUCCCAUUUGUCUGCCAAUCUGGUGGUCCCAGAACUAGAAACAAGUCCACUGUCCCAGACACUUGUGCAAGCCUUGGGAGGGCCUUAACCUCUUAAGAGCAUGAUACAGUAGAAACAGGGAUGCAUCAGAAAAUCUUGCUCUUUAUUUCCCAUGGUACUAUGUUGUAUAUUAACUACCAUGUUACUUAAGCUCUCUGGGUCUCAGUUUACUUUUCUGUAAAAUGUGGAUGCCAUUACAUACAACUGCUGACCUCACAGCUGUUCUGAGGAUCAAAGGAAAUGGUAUAAGUCUAGAGAUUUGCAAAGUUCAAAGUUCCCUAGCAAUCUAAAAUGUCAUUAUUACUCAUCUGGGAAGUUCACUGGAUUUCUGAGGUAGGAAAGAUCUUAGAAUUCUAUCUAGUCAAAUCCCCUCAUUUUACAAUGAGGAAACUGAGGCCAAGAGAAGUAAAAGAAACUUGGGUUCUGUUCAACACCAAGUUGUUUUUCUUUGUUUUUUGUUGUUGUUGUUUUUUAUCAAAUUCUUUACAGAAUCAUAGAGUUAGAAGGGACUUCAGAGAUCAUCCAAAGAAGAAAACAAUGAGCCAUGGUCCCGGCCAGCAAAUUAAGAAUGGCUUUUGCAUUUUAAAAUAAAGUUUUAUUGUGUU
This is a messenger RNA of Antechinus flavipes (yellow-footed antechinus), 2302 nucleotides long. RefSeq names its product ubiquitin associated protein 1 like (gene UBAP1L). The transcript is spliced from 4 exons. NCBI's taxonomy places the organism in Eukaryota, Metazoa, Chordata, Mammalia, Dasyuromorphia, Dasyuridae. The record is from RefSeq and is a predicted model, not a curated record. Gene Ontology annotation, molecular function: ubiquitin binding. Gene Ontology annotation, cellular component: ESCRT I complex. Gene Ontology annotation, biological process: ubiquitin-dependent protein catabolic process via the multivesicular body sorting pathway. Bases 45 to 1109 code for a protein of 354 amino acids.